This is a messenger RNA of Gastrolobium bilobum, 1916 nucleotides long. RefSeq names its product eukaryotic translation initiation factor 4B2-like. The record is from RefSeq and is a predicted model, not a curated record. Gene Ontology annotation, molecular function: mRNA binding; translation initiation factor activity. NCBI's taxonomy places the organism in Eukaryota, Viridiplantae, Streptophyta, Magnoliopsida, Fabales, Fabaceae. The transcript has 3 exons. Bases 116 to 1609 code for a protein of 497 amino acids.
UCAUAACCACUCAUUCUAGUUAUUCCCUCCCAUUCCAAUUCGCAUGUUCUCGGAGCUUCGGCUCCAUUAACGGAGCCCCGCAAAUAACAACCGUUUUUUUUCUUUGAUCGUGAAAAUGUCGAAACCGUGGGGCAAAAUCGGCGCGUGGGCCGCAGACGCCGAGCAGGCCGAAGCGGAGGAGCGUGAAGCUCAGCGCGAAGCCCGGAACUUCCCGAGCCUGAAGGAGGCUGUGACUGUGAGUGCAAAGCCCAAGGUGAAGAAGAAGAUGUCGCUCAUGGAGUUCACCGCCGCGACGGAAUAUUCGAGCUCGACGCCGGACGAGAUGCGCCGUCUUCCGACGGGGCCGAAGGAGCGUUCCUCCGACGAAAUGCAGUUCAACCGUCUCGGCGGUGGCUUCUCCUCCUACGGCGGCGGCGCCCGGUCCGGUCCUCCGCCGCGUGACAAUGAUGGUUCGUGGGGCGGAGGAGGAAGAAGAUCCUAUGGUGGAUUUGAUGAAGAACGCAGAGGUGGACCUCCUCCUUCUAGGGUUUCUGAUUUUGAUCAACCUUCGAGAGCUGACGAGGUUGAUAAUUGGGCUUCGGUGAAGAAAUCUCUUCCGGUUUUCGAUUCGGGUCGGCAAAAUCGUUACGGGUCAGGGUCGCUCGGUGGUGGGUCAGGGUCUAGGGCUGAUGGGGUGGAUAAUUGGGGGCUUGGUAAGAAGCCUAUUCCUGCAAGAUCUUCUACAUUUGGUUCCGGGUUUCGUGAUUCGGGUUCGGAGCCUGAUCGCUGGACCCGGUUUGAGCGUGACAGUGAUAGGGAGCGACCCAGAUUGGAAUUGGAUCCUCCGAGAGGAGAGGUUUCGGUGGUGGUGAAGCCAAAUCCAUUUGGCGCGGCGAGGCCAAGGGAGGAAGUUUUGGCUGAUAAGGGAUUGGAUUGGAAGAAGGUUGAGUCGGAAAUUGAAACUAAGAAAACGAGUAGGCCUUCGAGUUCACACUCUAGUAGGCCCUCCAGUGCUCAAUCUAGUCAUUCUGAGGGUGCACCUGAAACUGUGGUGAAAGCAAGACCAAAGGUGAAUCCCUUUGGGGAUGCAAAACCUAGGGAAGUUUUGCUUGAGGAGCGAGGUAAGGAUUGGAGGAAGAUUGAUCUUGAAUUGGAGCAUCGCCGUGUUGAUAGGCCAGAAACAGUGGAGGAAAAAUUGUUGAAGGAAGAAAUUGAUAAUUUGAAGAAAGAAAUUGAGAAAGACUCCACAACAAAUUCAAAUAAGGAAUCUAUGGAUGAGACCGGUGGAGACCAAACCAGUACACGUGCAAUGUUACUUCAGAAAGAAAGGGAACUGGAAAUUCUUAUCCGUGAUUUGGAUGACAAAGUUCGAUUUGGGCAAAAAGCCAUUGAAAGGCCAGGCUCUGCUGCAGGAAAGACUACUGGUUUUCCUGAUAGGCCACCUUCUGAAUCUGGCUCAUUUGAGGAUUCUAGAAGAGUGGAGUUUGCAGACAGACCUCGAUCCCGUGGCGCAGGAGAUACUUGGAUGCGUCCUGGUGAUGACAAAAGACCAUCUCAAGGUAGCAGGGAUAGACGAGGGUUUCUGAGUAGCAGAGACAUGAAUAGGUCAAGGUCAAGAGAGAGAUGGUGAAGAGCAGUUUUGUGUUAAGAGUCAUCUUCAACUUUUGAUGACCAAAACUUAAUACUAUUUUGUCCUCUUGUCUUUUCUAAUCGUUUUGUUCAUUUUACUCCAGGAAUUGGUGAAAGAAUCAUUGAGUACUGGCACUAAGACUUUUGCCUCAUGUAUUGUUACAUCUUGAAACAUUGUAAAUUUGUUCCCCCCCUCCGGUGGUAAAUUUUUGGGUGUCUGAUUGAUUGAAGGCAGGAGCCUGUAAUUUAAUUAGGACUGAACUUUUAUUGAAGAUCAUGGAACUCGGUAGUUAAUGUGAUAUAUUCUA